Messenger RNA from Hipposideros armiger (great roundleaf bat), 4216 nucleotides. Its product is annotated as potassium voltage-gated channel subfamily C member 2. Gene Ontology annotation, biological process: action potential; potassium ion transmembrane transport. The record is from RefSeq and is a predicted model, not a curated record. Gene Ontology annotation, molecular function: delayed rectifier potassium channel activity. The transcript has 3 exons. The annotation marks the transcript as partial. Gene Ontology annotation, cellular component: postsynaptic membrane; dendrite membrane; presynaptic membrane. NCBI's taxonomy places the organism in Eukaryota, Metazoa, Chordata, Mammalia, Chiroptera, Hipposideridae.
AUUGCUUUUGCUUCUUUAUUCUUCAUCCUGGUUUCGAUCACAACCUUUUGCCUGGAGACACAUGAAGCUUUCAAUAUUGUUAAAAACAAGACAGAGCCCGUCAUCAACGGCACAAGUGUUCUACAAUAUGAAAUUGAAACGGAUCCUGCCUUGACGUACGUAGAAGGAGUAUGUGUGGUGUGGUUUACUUUUGAAUUUUUAGUCCGUAUUAUUUUUUCCCCCAAUAAACUUGAAUUCGUCAAAAAUCUUUUGAAUAUCAUUGACUUUGUGGCCAUUCUCCCCUUCUACUUAGAGGUGGGGCUCAGUGGGCUCUCAUCCAAAGCUGCUAAAGAUGUCCUCGGCUUCCUCAGGGUGGUAAGAUUUGUGAGGAUCCUGAGAAUCUUCAAGCUUACACGCCAUUUUGUAGGUCUGAGGGUGCUUGGACACACUCUUCGAGCUAGCACUAAUGAAUUCUUGCUGCUGAUAAUCUUCCUGGCUCUGGGAGUUUUGAUAUUUGCUACUAUGAUCUACUAUGCCGAAAGAGUAGGCGCUCAACCUAACGACCCAUCAGCUAGUGAGCACACGCAGUUCAAAAACAUUCCAAUUGGGUUCUGGUGGGCUGUGGUGACCAUGACUACGUUGGGCUAUGGGGAUAUGUACCCCCAGACAUGGUCAGGGAUGCUGGUAGGAGCCCUGUGUGCUCUGGCUGGAGUGCUGACAAUAGCCAUGCCGGUGCCUGUCAUUGUCAACAAUUUUGGAAUGUACUACUCUUUGGCAAUGGCGAAGCAGAAACUUCCACGGAAAAGAAAGAAGCACAUCCCUCCUGCCCCUCAGGCAAGCUCACCUACUUUUGGCAAGACAGAAUUAAACAUGGCCUGCAAUAGCACACAGGGUGACACGUGUCUGGGCAAAGACAAUCUACUUCUGGAGCAUAACAGAUCAGUGUUAUCAGGUGACGACAGUACAGGAAGUGAGCCAUCAUUAUCACCCCCAGAAAGGCUCCCCAUCAGAUGCUCUAGUACCAGAGACAAAAACAGAAGAGGGGAAACAUGUUUCCUACUGACGACAGGUGAUUACACGUGUGCUUCUGAUGGAGGGAUCAGGAAAGGAUAUGAAAAGUCCCGAAGCUUAAACAACAUAGCGGGCUUGGCAGGCAAUGCUCUGAGGCUCUCUCCAGUAACAUCACCCUACAACUCUCCUUGUCCUCUGAGACGCUCUCGAUCUCCCAUUCCAUCUAUCUUGUAAACCAAACUUCAUCUGUCGGCUAAAUUGUGUUAACUCAAGUACUGUUUAUCCCAUAAUGGAAAUAAUUAAAUGUAGAGCUACUCCAUGCUCCAUUAAUACAGUACAAAUCUGCAUGAUGCUACUAUUUGAAGUCAGAAAUGCCAUUGGGGUAGCUAAUGAGUCUUAUCCUGGCUUUAAAGAUUAUCUAAAGUAGUAGUACUACUUCUCCAUAUUGAUCACCCUGAUGUCCUUUCGCAAUAAAAUUACAGAUAGUGUCAGAUAUUGGCCAGUACCCUAACACAUCAACAUCUUCAGGGAGAUAUAUUUAAAGCAGUGUGCUCACAAAUGCCAACCACGCCCUUGGAUCUUCAUUUCUGUGACUCUAAACCAUUCUGAAGAUGCCUGGGAUUCUAUCUUGCUUGCGUGUGACAUGACUCUGGUCAGCUCAUUGGCAUGGACCAUCUCAUUCCUAUUACCACCUGAAAGCACUGUCACAGAAUUUGGGGACCGUGGAUGGCUCAGGAUACGCGGUACUUACAUCGAACCAUCCUGCUGAUGUGAAAGCACUGGUCAACGGCUGUGCAUGUUGAAUUGUGGAGCAGGAAGGACGAGUUUCUCUCUGACAUUUUUUUUCCUUUAUUCUUUGAAAGAAGUAUUUGUUUUAAGUAGUUUAAUUUCUCGACUGAUUUACUUGUCUUCCAAAAUGCUGUACCGGAGUUCUGAAUGUCUCUGGUUGUUUGCACACAAACUCCAAAGAGUUGUCAUUACUGGUUAUAAGCUGAGGCAAGAUCCCGUCCUUAAGGGCUUUGGGGAAGGCACAAAACAUGAGAGCAAAGUAACCGCCAGCCAGGCUGGAAUUAUUUAAACAGGAAUUGCUACUUGGUACUAGAGUUAUCAUUAUUAUUAUUAAUUUAAUCCUGGGAUUUGUCAUCAUUUUCAGAGGCAGAGUGCCAAAUAUCUCCCAAAGCUCUCGUGUCUUUUUCACCUCCUUCCUUAUUUUUAUUUAUUUAGUUUUGUGCCAACAUCAAAGAGCAUUGUUGUUCACAGGAGGCUUUCUUGACCAGCCUUAAAUAUCUGACUCAAAAGAAUAAUCCAAUUUUCCAUCAAUGUUUAAUCAGGUGCUUUGUCCUGAAUGUGGUUCUGUCUGUCUGUCUGUCUUAGCUCCCUGUCUUAACUGUAUAUGCCACCUGUCUCCAUAAAGCACAGAAAUGCCUUGAUAAGGUGUUCAUGAUUUUAGAACUGAACCGGGUCUUCUCCUCUGCCCCUCACCUUCUUUGUUACUUUGAACAGCAUUCUCUGCUUUGUGUAUAAAUCAAUGAUGUCCUGUAGACUAUCUUAGUUACUCAGUACUGUGAAUCCUUCUGAUAAACAGGAUUUAAGCAGCAGCGAUAUCACCAUUGCAUUUGGUUGCCUGCUGCAGCGUCAGUUCCUGCUACCUACUAGCCAGCAUCCAUCACCACACGCCAGUGAAACCCCUAGGGAGUCUUACUCAGUCCAAGUGGAAGAAAUCCUGUUUACAUAGCCCUGUGAAUGCAACAGGAAUACAACUGGUGUCUGGGGCAUGUGAGGGAAGACAAAUGCAAUAAUAUAUAUUGAGGGAUAAACAAUAUUUCUAAGGCAUUCAGCAUCAUUGAGAUUGUUGAUUAAGGUCGAAUUCUCAUGUUUAUUUUUUGUUAGGGGACAAUUGUCACUUUUAUUCUUGGCCACGUAACUUGUAUCACUCUAUAUCUCCAAGUCCUAGAGCAUGACCUGCAUGUCAGAGAUCUUGUACAGCAGUGUAUUUACCCAGAUGUGCACAUCUGAUGUGUAGAGACCCAAUGAUCCUCUUGAUAACACCACACACAGAGAGCUACAAUUACACACAGCUAUACGGUAAGGGAAUGAAUACACUCUCUGGUGCUGCUGUUGUUGACUGCAGUGCUGUGCAGAAUUUAUCAUGAUUGUUUUGGCUGCUGAAAAGGGGACAGUGGAAUUUAGCCAUACCCAGGACUGUGUCGGAAACAGGUUUCUGCUGCUGAACAUGCCCUGAUGGGACCAGGGUGCACUUGGAAGAAGUCCUCACGUCAUCACAAAGGCAUUUAAAGCUCAUAAAAGAACUGUGGCUGGAACUCAUUUGGUGCUCCCCAUAUGAGUGGUCUGCUUGUGGACUGGCAAGUGUCCAUGAAACAACUGUAAAUACCAACAUGUGCACAUGGGUCAACGGCUUUGGCCAUCUCACAUCAAAGGAAGCCAAAUCAUGACCCACAUGUCUAAAGCUUCAAGUACGGCCCAUGCCUCUGUGAAUUAGCCCUCAUGGGCCUGCAGUAGAUCGUGCUGUGAAUCAUACAAGGCAGUGAUACUGGUGUAGUAUAGGUCUGUCUUAAUUUCCCUUAUUUCUUUGUUGGUUGGAUCCAUGAAUAUUGACUGUAUCAUUUUCUUAUAAACCACUUGUGUUAUCAGCUUGUCCUAUUAUGUUGUGAAAUUUUCAGUGCCUAUUUAUCAAACUGACCUAUUUUUAGUCACGUAUUUGUGUAGUUCUGGAAAUUCGCUAUGACAAAAAAAAACUCACCAACAUUAUUCCUAGUUUGUCUUUUGUCAUCAUUACCUCAAUUACAAAUAUUACAAAAAAUAAAAUCCUGGCAAUGAGAGUAUUUUUUUACUAAACGAUCAAGGCGCAAUGUCAGUAUAUAGUAGAUUAUUAAUCAAAUUAUAUCUUAAAAUGUAUAUUUUGCAUAAAAGAGAUAUUCUUAAAUUAAUUAACUUUUUUGUGAGUUUUGUGGCAAAUGAAGCUUGUACUUGUCUUUAAAAUUGUUGUAGUAGAAACUGUGUAAGUAUUCUUCAUCUUGCUUAAUCAAUAUUUCUAGAAUCUAUAGUUCCCCUGGGAUUCUGAAUAUAACAUAUAACUUAACAAUGAACUGUGUUGUGGACCUUUUGUGAACAUUUCAAGGUGCAUGCACAACCUUGGUGAUAGCCAUGGAAAUGUAACUAACUGAAAUGAAGAAUAAAAGGCAAAUGAGCUGGGGAUAAACGUGAA